Messenger RNA from Pelagomonas calceolata, 429 nucleotides. The record is from the annotation of a GenBank genome assembly. NCBI's taxonomy places the organism in Eukaryota, Pelagophyceae, Pelagomonadales, Pelagomonadaceae.
UUUUGCUGUGGGUCUUUAUCGUCACGUGCGCGGGCCAGCAUCUUCCAUGUCACUGAUUUCCCAGCACCUGCAGGGCCCAUGACAAAAACACAAUGCCGGAUCGCCAACAGUUCGUCGAGCUGCGCAACUUUGAGAGUAAAAUGUUCAUCAGGCCAAAGAUCAGAUUCUUCGAUGGCUUUGAUGAUUGAAGUGGCAAGGCUCGAGUCUACUACUCGUGGUGGAUUGACACCGGGAAAUAAGUCAUUAAGCAGACCUGUUUUUGCUGAGCUUGAGCAUGAAAUACAAAGCACAUCACGCACCAAAAAACACGAUUUCGUCUUGUUGGACAAUUUUAGGGAUGUUAAAAUCCCUAAGGGCACGCAUCAACAAUUGAUCUUCUGGCAGCUCUGGCUCGGCCCUUUUAAGCUGCCCUGCAACGACAAGGACUGA